CUGUGGUAUUAGGCAACUCUUAAAAUGUUAAUGAAGAUUGCGCUUUUUGCUGGUCUUGCUACAAUAUUAGAAGAUAUUUUGGCCCACGCUCAAGGCCCUGCCUCUACGGACAACUACCUAAAUAAGUGCAUGCUCUUGCUUCCCGAGUACUCCAAGAAAACACCGAGUCCGGAGCCAGGACUUGAGUGUUCUACAUUUGUCGGUAAUUCCUGCUGUAAGAAGGGAGUAACGCUGCCCUUCAUGACUGAACAUAACUGGCAGAAUAUCACCGACUUCCCACACUGUCCUCAGAAAGCGACACUUGAACCACAGUGUCAUAUGCAGUUUUUCGAGGAGCUCUGUUUCUUUCUUUGCUCUCCGGAUAUCGGUCCUUGGAUCGUUUUAGCGAGCCCUGAUUUAAAAGUGAUCACGCAUAGGUUCAAAAACAUCCCAAUCUGUGCAAGUGUGUGCGAGCAAUGGUACAACGCAUGUCAGGAUGAGUAUACGUGCACAGAUAACUGGUAUAUAGGAUUCAACACAAGCUCAGGGAUUAAUAGAUGUCAUGACGUUUCACAGUGUUUUAAAUAUCCUGAGCACUUUACAAACUCACAGAGUUUCUGUGAAAACAUAUGGGAUAAUUCAUUCAAGGUUGUCCCAGAUGACGAGCCAUGUAUGCACUUUUCAUAUGACGCCACUUCCGGUAAUAACCCAAAUCGAGCUGUGGCAGAGGCUCGAGCAAGGGUUCUAUCCACAUCAUCAAGUAUCUAUUUAGAUAAUUCACAGAUACUUAUCGUUGCAUUUGCCAUUUUAGUUAGUCAAUUAAUGAACGUGUAA
This is a messenger RNA of Owenia fusiformis, 813 nucleotides long. The record is from the annotation of a GenBank genome assembly. Lineage: Eukaryota; Metazoa; Annelida; Polychaeta; Sabellida; Oweniidae.